Messenger RNA from Pterocles gutturalis (yellow-throated sandgrouse), 1143 nucleotides. RefSeq names its product nuclear factor I/B (gene NFIB). Gene Ontology annotation, cellular component: nucleus. Gene Ontology annotation, molecular function: RNA polymerase II cis-regulatory region sequence-specific DNA binding; DNA-binding transcription factor activity, RNA polymerase II-specific. The coding region runs from base 191 to 1117 and encodes 308 amino acids. Lineage: Eukaryota; Metazoa; Chordata; Aves; Pterocliformes; Pteroclidae. The record is from RefSeq and is a predicted model, not a curated record. Gene Ontology annotation, biological process: regulation of transcription by RNA polymerase II. The transcript has 10 exons.
UGGACAACCAGGAAGUCCAAGCCACAAUGAUCCUGCCAAGAAUCCACCAGUGUACCUUGAGGAUAGUUUUGUAAAAUCCGGAGUGUUCAACGUGUCAGAACUUGUGAGGGUGUCCAGAACACCCAUAACCCAGGGAACUGGAGUGAACUUCCCAAUUGGAGAGCUUCCAAGCCAGCCAUAUUACCAUGAUAUGAAUUCGGGUGUAAAUCUACAGAGGUCCUUGUCCUCUCCACCAAGCAGCAAGAGACCCAAAACUAUCUCCAUAGAUGAAAAUAUGGAGCCAAGCCCGACAGGAGACUUUUAUCCUUCUCCAAAUUCACCAGCUGCGGGGAGUCGGACAUGGCAUGAAAGAGAUCAAGAUAUGUCUUCUCCUACAAUGAAGAAACCUGAAAAGCCUUUGUUUAGUCCUACUUCUCCACAGGAUUCUUCACCAAGACUGAGCACUUUUCCCCAGCAUCACCACCCAGGAAUCCCAGGAGUUGCACACAGUGUCAUCUCAACUAGAACUCCACCUCCACCUUCACCAUUGCCAUUUCCAGCACAAGCUAUUCUCCCUCCUGCCCCGUCUAGCUACUUCUCUCAUCCAACGAUCAGAUAUCCUCCCCACCUGAAUCCUCAGGAUACUCUGAAGAAUUAUGUACCUUCUUACGACCCGUCCAGCCCACAGACUAGCCAGCCUAACGGCAGUGGUCAAGUAGUAAGGAAAGUGCCUGGCCAUUUUACUCCAGUUUUGGCACCCUCUCCCCAUCACAGUGCGGUGCGACCUGUGACCCUGACCAUGACAGAUACUAAACCCAUCAGUACAUCCACUGAAGCCUACACAGCCUCAGGCACAUCCCAAGCCAAUCGAUAUGUGGGACUAAGCCCAAGAGACCCAUCCUUCCUACACCAGCAACAGCUGAGAAUUUGUGACUGGACCAUGAAUCAAAACGGCAGGCAUUUAUACCCCAGUGCCAGUGAGGAUACAUUGGGAAUUACUUGGCAAAGUCCUGGUACUUGGGCUAGCUUGGUUCCUUUUCAAGUAUCAACUAGGACACCGAUCCUGCCGACAAAUGUCACAAGUUAUGGUUUGAACAUAAUUGGAGAGCCUUUCCUUCAAGCAGAAACGAGCAACUGAGGAAAGAAAAAAUAAAAGCAAAAUUA